This is a messenger RNA of Laccaria bicolor S238N-H82, 1193 nucleotides long. RefSeq names its product expansin family protein. The record is from RefSeq and is a predicted model, not a curated record. Lineage: Eukaryota; Fungi; Basidiomycota; Agaricomycetes; Agaricales; Hydnangiaceae. The coding region runs from base 71 to 862 and encodes 263 amino acids. The transcript has 7 exons.
AUUCCUGGUUUGCUUCUCUCUCGUCCUUCUUUAUAACCCAACGCCUUCACGCUUAUUCCACUCGCUCACAAUGUUCAAAUUCAUAGCCCUUGCAGCCCUCGCAGCAUCGUCUGUUUCUGCUCUCGUUGUUCCUCGUUCAACUCCUCCUGCUGGUUAUAAUACAGGUCUCCUCGAGCCAUACGAUACCUACCAUACCCGCUACAUGGCGCUCCAGUGCAACGUAAAGCACAAUACUGCCUUCUUCGACUCUUGCUGCCAUCCCCUCCUUGCCAACGAGAGUCUGGCAACACGUCCGGCACAGUGCAAUCCGUCUGCUACCCCAUCAACCGCAGCAGCAGCUUCGGCGGCUUCCCCUUCCGCUGAUCCCGUGGAUGAUGAUGAAGACGAGUACUGCGAUGAUGGUGAUGACGAACCCCCCAGCUCUUCCUCCGCUCCCAUCGCCCCCGCUGCAACGACACCCCUUGUACCUACCACGACCGCUGUCAAUACCCCCGAACCCACGACCACAAAGCCUGCGUCUGCAGCCACUCAAGCUCCCGCUUCCGGCGUCAACACUGGUGGAUUCGCUACUUUCUUCUACCAGAAUGGUGUCGCGGGGGCAUGUGGCACCGUGCACAGCGACAAUGACAUGAUCGCUGCCAUUGAUGGUGACAGGUACGGAAACCUCUCGGCCCAAUCACCCCUCUGCGGCAAACAGGUCAAACUGACUAAUGCCAAUAAUGGAAAGAGCAUUACUGUGACCAUUGCUGAUGCUUGCCCAACCUGCAAGAACAGUAAUUCCAUUGAUCUUUCCGAAGGAGCUUUCAAGCAAAUAGCCACCCUCGAUGAAGGCAUGGUCCCCAUUACUUGGUCAUUCGUCUAAAUGGCUGCCGCCCCAUUAUCUUCACUCCGUCCUUUUUCUUUUCUUUUUGGGUAUUUUGGAUGUGGUGAGGCCAGUCCCGCCACAAGCUCUGGACGAGCACAUUUAUACGAACGGCGUGAGAGUAUCUCUCCAGAUACGAGCCUAACGACCCAGGUUGGCGUAAAGCCUCCUAUACGAUUUAUUCUCUCGAUCGGCCCGUUCCCUUCAUUAGCAUUGAACUGCCAGUCUUAACUUGAAGUUAGCUUUACUUGUUUUCCCAUUUUGCUAUGGUGCCAGCAUCAUAAUGACCAUGUAUCGCUCGCUAGACGAAUAGAAACGAUUUUCUGAUGAA